AUGUCUGACCAAAGUGUUCAUUCUGCAAGUGACAAAAAAGCUACUGGAAUGGACGAGCCAGACUUUGUCUGCAUGCAGAAACGUGUUCAACUAUUAGCGAGAGCCGUUCAAGAGCACAUAUUAUCCAGUUCAAACAGCCGGAUCGUCAGUACAAUAAACGAGAAUGAGGUAUCAGUAGAUGCAGCUGCCGUAAACGCGUUGAAUGGCAACCUCGAUAGCUCUGGACAAUUAAGCAAUGGACCAUCUGCUAUGACCGAUAUAUCCAAAAGUCAAAAUGAAUACAUGUCUGCUUUUAAUACACUUAGACUCCGCCGUGCAAGAGAAUUAUCCAAUGAUAUUUCAAGUGUAUCCAAUUCUAACCAGCCCCAAACUACCAGACACACAACAGCAGCUGAACAAUCCAUCCAUGAUCAGCUAGCUAAUAUCGAGGUUAUGCUUCAUCCAACUCUGCAAAAAAUUGGCCAAACACAAACUGUUUCCAGAAAACGCACUCAAUCGGUCCAGUCCACUUUUGCAAAGCCAGAAUUCAACAGUUUUCAGUUUUGGGGUACGCUUCAAUCUCCAUUAGCAGAUAUCUCCAAACUUGAUUCUAUCAUCGAAGUUCCCAACCCAGAACAAAUUCUAGCCAAAGAAUACAUAAAAGAAACACUACAUGGAAAUAUAGAUACUGAAGGACUUGAAAAACGUAUUGAACUUUUGGAAGGAAUCGUCAAAACACAGGCGCUACAAACCCAAGCAUUAUUGGAGCUCCAUGCUCACUCGAAACAAAAUCUACCUGAACCACCACAUCAAGAAACAGUUCAAAAAAAUGUGAUCAAAACUAGCACAACGAAUACUGUGCAGAUCCAUAACAAGAUAAAAGUUUAUACGGAAAGGAUGCCUGUGGUACAAACUGGUCCUGCUGGACAGCAUACCAUUCAUUCGCAUCCAACUACAUCAAUUUCCAUCGAGUCUUGUAAACCAAGACCUGGACCGAUUGAUGAUACUGCACAAAAUGGAACUGUGUUUUACUCAGCUACUGAGCGCGAUUGCACUAUUCUAAAUCAAUCGCAACUGAUGGUUGAACCUCGCAACAAUGCCUCAUCAUCCACUCAAGCCUAUUUGAGAGCAGACAAGAAGGAUAAAAUUAUGGUAUCUUUGCAACCUAUAACAGGUAAAGCCAUUGCAGAACCUUUAAUUGCACAACCAUACGCCACACAGUCUAGCCAAGCUGGACAGCAAGAAUGGAUAGCGUAUGGCGAUUCGUGGGUAACUCUCGAGUUUUACAUGAAGGAAAAAGCUCGACGUGAACAAGAAAAAAGAGAUGCCAUACAAAAAUCUAUGUCAGACUUUUAUGUGCGUGACUUGCAAGCAGUCGGUAAAACUAUGGGUGCAUCUGCAUCAGAUAGAUUCAAUGUUAUUACACCGACAUCACAGACUAGAUCUAUGCAACCAAUUGCUGAAAUGAAUCAGAACGUACUCAAACAAAGUGUGAUGCGCGUUACCGCUCCUAAUUGCACUGUAUACAAUCAAAAUAUUCAGGAUCAAAUUAUACCAGAUCGUAUGAUUGAGUCUUCUAGAGAAACUCUACAAGACUGUCAUUCAGCUCGCGUCAUUUCUCACCCGCCACUAGCUCAAACCAUUUCAUUCAAAAACAUGCAUAGAGAAGCACAACAGCCCAGUAUCCCACGGCAAAAAAGCAUGCCGAAUCCACCUACUGCUAAAACCAUCCUGGUUUCCGUUGAUCCUAUAAAACAAACUUUAAAUCAGUCACAAACAAACUUGAUUAAAACUGCUACAGAUCCAGAGAGCAAAGUAGAGCGUGAACCAACAUUUCCCAAACAUUGCGCGAUUACAAAACAAGAUAUGAAAAUUCAAGUGAGUGAAGCGGACCCCAUUCCUAUUGGACAGUCUGGAACAAACGCACAAAAUGCACUAUCAACAACAACUCUUCAUGAUGAAGACUUUGAUGCUAUUUUAGGAGUAGAUCACAUUCCAGGAACGGGCAAGCAUAACGAUCUACUUGAGCUUUCAUCAUUCAUAAAACCAAAACAAUCGUCUUUGGAACUCACUACCAGCGAGAUCAAGGAUACAUUACCAUUGUCACAAAAGAUACUAAAGAUUUUUCGGUGGUUUAAUUUUUUGCGAUCUUUGUGCACGGCUGGGUAUUCACUCCAUACAGCAAUCAUGGCCUUACAGAAUCCCUAUAUGAUAGAGCUACACGCUGUUGGUUUUUGGGCUGCCUCGAUUGUUUUUGUGAUUGUGGACAUACUUGUUGCUGCUCUAAGAGCAUUUCCAAAAACAUUGUGGUUUUGUUGGGAUGUACGUCAUUGGGAUCCGCUUGAAAAAACAUGGUCUCCAUGGGCACUCGUUGCAGACCACGAUCUUAUUAUUGAUGUACUUCCUAUUUUGGCCAACGUGGUUCUUAAAGUCUAUGGAUACCGACUAACAGAGAUUGUUGCAAAUCCAAACGCACGUAACUCGAUUACACAAACACAAUAUCAGUUUUCAGAUUUUACCAAUCCUCAAAACAGUAGUUUAAUCCUGCUUGUGCUAUUCGGCAUCGCCUUAUUUUACACCGUAAUGUUUCAUACCAUUCGACUAUGGCGAGUGACCACGUUUGUCAAAAAAAAUCCUAUUUUAGGCAUAUUAGUUGUGAUUAAAGCCAUGCUACUUCUCUUUGACAUUUUAACCAACGCUUUGCUGCUCUAUCAAAUUCUUGUGUAUUCUGGUCUUCGAUUGCUAUCUGCAGACAGACAACUACAACUUAUGCUUGCAGUGGUUGUACCCUCCCCAAUCAUCACACUCACAACCAAUACACUACUAAAUCUUCCAAUGCAUUUCACAAUGCUCCGUGUUCAACUGCAAGGUAAACGCGAUUCUAUCACUGGACAAUCAGGUGAUAGCGUUGAUGCAGGAAGAGUAUUCCGAACUGCAAUGAGAAGAACGUUUCAUCCUGCGAUUGUAAUUGUGUUUGGUUCGUAUGCGACAUUUUCUACUGUUGCCCUGUUUAUUCUGCUAGGUAUUAUGCUUGGGUUUGAUCCAAUUGCACAGAUACAGGCCGGUCAUGUUCCCCCUGGCGUGAUUCCUACUUCUGGGUUUUUUGGAUGGGGUGGUGGUCAGGAUGGACUCUAUAGCGGAUCAAAUGUUUUACUAGGGAUGGUGUGGGUUAAUUUGGUUUCGAAUUAUCUUGUGGGUGUACUGUCUGCACUAGCCUACUGGACUUUUGCUCUUGGAUAUGGCAUUUAUCUUGCUAUUUUUCGUUUUUAUAGAACCUAA
Messenger RNA from Batrachochytrium dendrobatidis JAM81, 3258 nucleotides. RefSeq lists its product as uncharacterized. Lineage: Eukaryota; Fungi; Chytridiomycota; Chytridiomycetes; Rhizophydiales. The coding region runs from base 1 to 3258 and encodes 1085 amino acids. The record is from RefSeq and is a predicted model, not a curated record. The transcript is spliced from 4 exons.